This is a messenger RNA of Chlamydomonas reinhardtii, 2572 nucleotides long. RefSeq lists its product as uncharacterized. NCBI's taxonomy places the organism in Eukaryota, Viridiplantae, Chlorophyta, Chlorophyceae, Chlamydomonadales, Chlamydomonadaceae. The transcript is spliced from 13 exons. Bases 165 to 2405 code for a protein of 746 amino acids. The record is from RefSeq and is a predicted model, not a curated record.
GGUAUCGAUAAGCUUGAUCGCUGGCACCCACUCCCGCCUACUACACCAUUUCCACGAACAGGUGCACUUCACUGGACUGCAUCAACGCCACCGUCCCCACCAACAUCAAUGACAGCACCGCGCUCGUCAAGCCCACGUACGCUGCUUACACCAACAUCAUCACCAUGACGGGCCGCGGCAAGCCUGGCGGCUCCGCCACGCCUGUGGCCCCUACCUCCAGCACGCCACCCAGCAAGCCCACCGGGAUGUCGCUUGCAGCUGCGCUCGAGAAGCGCAUGCAGUCCACAUCUCAGCGCUCUACCCGUGUCACCCACGCCCACCUGCCCAGCACUGCGGGCGAGCACAGCCUUUCAGGAUGGGUGGUCACCGUGCUGGCAGGCGCCGCCAACGCCGCGCACCCUGCAAUUCACGCCGUGGGCGUCCAGUCUGACCGAGUCCAUAUCUUAGGUGAUGACGGCACCAUCCGCGCUGUGAGCGACAGGUGCAACGUUGUGCUCAACAUCAUCAGCGUCGUCAUGGACAACUCGCGCCGCUACCACGUGCCUCACCACAUCACGAUUACGAACCUCCAUGGUGGAGUGAACCAACAAUUCAACCCCGCAGUCGGCGCGAAUCUGGCAACCUCACCUCGUUCGGUGGUGGUGCUGACUGCACCUCCCAACAUGGUGCCCUCGCUUCGUGUGCCCAUCAACUUCCUUACACCCCUCCAUGCCGUGUUCAACGAGAACCUCAUCGUCAUCCCUCCCCGUCUUCCUGCUGCCGCCGCUGACCCUGCGCUACCUGCCAUUGCUGAGGAUGCUGGUGCCGUCGGUGCCACUGCUGGUGCAGCCGCUGCUGCUGACGCUGCGCCCGCCGCCAUCGCUGGCGCUAUGCUGCAGCCGCCAGCAGGAGAUGACGAUGGUGACUUACAGCUCGAGGACGUCCCAAUCUUCUACGCAGGCCUCCUCAACGCCCUGGUGCGCCGCCCCUCUGUCACGGCCCAGAUCGUCCUCUCGCUCCGCACACCCACCUCGCGCCGCGCCAUCCUGAACAAGCUGCGCGAGCCCACGGCCGGCCGCCGUGCUCUGUUCCUGAUGGCCGCGCAAAACCGCGGCUCGGCCACGCCUGUGGCCCCUACCUCCAGCACGCCACCCAGCAAGCCCACCGGGAUGUCGCUUGCAGCUGCGCUCGAGAAGCGCAUGCAGUCCACAUCUCAGCGCUCUACCCGUGUCACCCACGCCCACCUGCCCAGCACUGCGGGCGAGCACAGCCUUUCAGGAUGGGUGGUCACCGUGCUGGCCGGCGCCGCCAACGCCGCGCACCCUGCAAUUCACGCCGUGGGCGUCCAGUCUGACCGAGUCCAUAUCUUAGGUGAUGACGGCACCAUCCGCGCUGUGAGCGACAGGUGCAACGUUGUGCUCAACGUCAUCAGCGUCGUCAUGGCAGACAACUCGCGCCGCUACCACGUGCCUCACCACAUCACGAUUACGAACCUCCAUGGUGGAGUGAAUCAACAAUUCAACCCCGCAGUCGGCGCGAAUCUGGCAACCUCACCUCGUUCGGUGGUGGUGCUGACUGCACCUCCCAACACGGUGCCCUCGCUUCGUGUGCCCAUCAACUUCCUGACACCCCUCCAUGCCGUGUUCAACGAGAACCUCAUCGUCAUCCCUCCCCGUCUUCCUGCUGCCGCCGCUGACCCUGCGCUGCCUGCCAUUGCUGAGGAUGCUGGUGCCGCCGGUGCCACUGCUGGUGCCGCCGCUGCUGCUGACGCUGCGCCCGCCACCAUCGCUGGCGCUAUGCUGCAGCCGCCAGCAGGAGAUGACGAUGGUGACUUACAGCUCGAGGACGUCCCAAUCUUCUACGCAGGCCUCCUCAACGCCCUGGUGCGCCGCCCCUCUGUCACGGUCCAGAUCGUCCUCUCGCUCCGCACACCCACUUCGCGCCGCGCCAUCCUGAACAAGCUGCGCGAGCCCACGGCCGGCCGCCGUGCUCUGUUCCUGAUGGCCGCGCAAAACCGCGGCGAGGAGAUAACCGCGACAAUGGAGACCGGUAUCAUGGGCGUCACGCCCGACACUCCGCUCCUGAUCCACAUCCUAGUCGAGCUCCUGGUGCAUGACCAAAACAUGCUCACGCUCAACUCCAACAUCGACCAGGCCGCCUUCACCAGCCACGCGCCGGUGUAUGGUGCCUUCAUGCCAGUGGUGCUCGACAACAACAACCUCAUCGGCUACCUGCUGUCGGCCGCGCUGGCUGCAUACGAUGGCACCCUGGUCACCAUGCCGCCUGAUGUGGCGCGCGUCGUCUACGGAGCGCAGCUGGACGCCGUACUCGCUUGGGCCGCGCAGUCCGCUGGCUACGAGCCGCAGCACGCCCGGAUCGGCCGUUGGACUAUCGCGGGCGCCACCGUGCAGGCGCAGCUGCCGUAAUGCUGAUUACUCCUCCACGACUGAUUACGCCUCCACCUCUGCUUAGAACCAACCUGCAUUCCUCGCUUUCAUGCGCAGCAUGUGUGCACGGAGGCGUUUGUGAAGUGCUUGGUAGUGCGCGCAAAUGCGCUAUUGAAAAGCUGUGGCUGUUGCGUAGAUGUAUCUUC